Jaculus jaculus (lesser Egyptian jerboa) is the source of this 1206-nucleotide messenger RNA. It is a transcript of the gene Anp32e, whose product is annotated as acidic nuclear phosphoprotein 32 family member E. Gene Ontology annotation, cellular component: nucleus. Gene Ontology annotation, molecular function: histone binding; phosphatase inhibitor activity. Lineage: Eukaryota; Metazoa; Chordata; Mammalia; Rodentia; Dipodidae. The transcript has 7 exons. Gene Ontology annotation, biological process: regulation of apoptotic process. The coding region runs from base 93 to 881 and encodes 262 amino acids. The record is from RefSeq and is a predicted model, not a curated record.
UUUUUUGGUAAGGUUGUGGGGUGGGGUGGGAAAGGCAGGAAAAGGGUGGGAAAGGAGGAGAGAGAGUAGUGUCGGAAGAGCAGGAGGAGGACAUGGAGAUGAAGAAGAAGAUUAACCUGGAGUUAAAGAACAGAGCCCCGGAGGAGGUGACAGAGUUAGUCCUUGAUAACUGCUUGUGUGUCAAUGGGGAAAUCGAAGGCCUGAAUGACACUUUUAAAGAACUAGAGUUUCUGAGCAUGGCUAAUGUGGAGUUAAGCUCCUUGGCUCGGCUUCCCAGCUUAAAUAAACUUCGAAAGUUGGAACUUAGUGACAAUAUAAUUUCUGGAGGCUUGGAAGUCCUGGCAGAGAAAUGCCCAAAUCUUACCUACCUCAAUUUGAGUGGAAACAAAAUCAAAGAUCUCAGUACAGUAGAAGCUUUGCAAAAUCUGAAAAAUUUGAAAAGUCUGGACUUGUUUAACUGUGAGAUCACAAACCUGGAAGAUUAUAGAGAAAGUAUUUUUGAACUGCUGCAACAAAUCACGUAUUUAGAUGGAUUUGAUCAGGAGGAUAACGAAGCCCCAGACUCGGAAGAGGAGGAUGAGGAAGAUGGAGAUGAAGAUGAUGAAGAUGAGGAGGAAGAUGAGGCUGGUCCCCCUGAAGGGUAUGAAGAGGAGGAGGAGGAUGAAGAUGAGGAUGAGGAUGAAGAUGAAGGAGGUUCAGAAGUGGGAGGAGGAGAAGAAGUGGGCCUCUCAUACUUAAUGAAAGAAGAAAUUCAGGAUGAAGAAGAUGACGAUGAUUAUGUUGAAGAGGGGGAAGAAGAUGAGGAAGAGGAUGAAGAAAGUCUUCGGGGAGAGAAAAGGAAACGAGAUGCUGAAGAUGAUGGAGAGGAGGAAGAUGAUUAGAUCAUUCUACGAUCAGAUUCCCUUUUGUCCCUGGGUGUGCAAUAGAGUGAUCAUAUCUUCUCUGUUUCUUGUAUGACAGCUAUCCCUACAGAAGAUAAUGUGUAACUUUUUAUAGGAAAAGUGUGGUUUUACUAUUUUUGCCUUAUCAUUCCAAUUAAGAUACUAGUCUGUUAAUGAUCAUAAUGUAUGUAGAAGAGGAUCUUCAUUAACCCCACUCCCCCCCAUUGUGAAAUUCUCUAGCAUUGUAUUUGGAAUCUUAAUUUUUCUAAUUCAUGCUUACUGUAUUAGACAUUUUUAGCCCAUAAUUAAAACUUGUUUGCUUUUA